AUGGAUGUUGUGCCAACAUGGUUAGCCAAAUUGCCGCAUCUCCAGUGGAUUUCCUUGGGUACUAAUAACCUUGUUGGCUCAAUCCCACCCGAGCUUAGCAAUCUCACCAACCUUAAUAUCCUGGAGCUCUCUCAUGCCAACCUGAAAGGGGAAAUCCCACCACAAGUAGGUCUAAUGCAAGAACUCUCGACUUUAAAUUUUGAAAAGAAUCAACUAAAAGGUACAAUUCCACCUUCCCUUGGCAACUUGUCCAAAUUGUCCUAUCUAUAUUUGGACAGAAAUCACUUCUCCGGCAAAGUACCCACAACACUUGGGAGAAUUGCAACUUUGAAAAGGCUUCUUCUAUCUAAGAAUAAAUUAGAGGGGAAUAUGGACUUCUUGCUUGCUCUCUCCAACUACCGACAACUCCAGGACCUUGUAAUAACGAAUAAUUAUUUCACGGGUACCCUUCCAGACCAUAUGGGAAACCUCUCUACACAGUUAAUCACUUUUCGUGCAAGUUACAAUAAGUUAACCGGUGGAAUUCCAGCUACUCUCUCAAAUUUAAGCAGUCUGAAUUGGAUAGAUCUUUCCAACAACCUACUAGCGAAGGAAAUGCCAUACUCCAUCACUACAAUGGAAAACCUUGUGUUUCUCGAUAUCUCAAUGAAUGAAUUGUUAGGCACUAUCCCAAGUCAAAUUGGUACGUUCAAGAGUCUUGAGCGAUUGUUUUUGCAGAAAAAUAAAUUCUUUGGCUCUAUACCAAAUAGCAUUGGCAACCUUAGCAGGCUACAAUACAUUGACAUGUCCAAUAACCAGUUCAUUUCUGCACUACCUACAAGUGUAUUCCACCUAGAUGAACUUAUCAAAUUAAAUCUUUCUCACAAUUCCUUUGGUGGUGCGCUUCCGGAUGAUGUUAGCAUGCUAAGCCAAAUCGAUCAAAUAGACCUUUCUUCCAACUUCUUGGAUGGGAAGAUUCCUGGAUCAAUCGGGGAAUUUAAAAUGCUAACCUACCUCAAUCUAUCAUCUAAUUUGUUUGAAGGCCCAAUUCCAAACCAACUUAAUAAUCUAACUAGCUUAGAAUUAUUAGAUCUCUCCUCCAAUGAUCUUUCUGGCACCAUCCCCACUUUCUUUGCCAACUUUACAUACUUGAGUACCUUGAACCUCUCCUUCAAUAGGCUAGAUGGUCAGAUACCUAAGGGAGGUGUCUUCUUAAAUCUCACAUUGCAAUCUUUGAUUGGAAAUGUUGGGCUAUGCGGUGCUCCACGCAUAGGAUUUCCACCAUGCCUUGACAAAUCUCAUUCAAGCAACAAACACUUGUUGAAAUUUCAAAUCCUGAUUGUCAUUAUUACUUUUGGCGGUAUUGCAAUUUGCUUAUACCUAUGUAUCAAAAAAGAACUUAAGAAGCGAGAGGUCAAAGUUUAUGUCGAUCCAACCGAUGGCAUAUGCAAUAAGAUAGUGUCAUAUCAUGAGCUCCUUGGCGCCACCAACAGUUUCAGCGAAUAUAACAUACUUGGCUCUGGAAGCUUUGGAAAAGUUUUCAAGGGCCAAUUGAGCAGUGGUUUGGUGGUCGCAAUAAAAGUUCUGGACAUGCAACUGGAAAAGGCCAUCCGAAGUUUUGAUGCGGAGUGUCGAGUUCUUCGCAUGGUGCGACACCGCAACCUGAUACGAAUACUCAACACUUGUUCCAACCUCGACUUUAGAGCGCUUAUACUUCAGUACAUGCCAAAUGGCAGCUUAGAGACACUCAUACACCAGUCCGAGAAUACAACAUGCUUGGGGUUCCUUGAGAGGUUGGGCAUCUUGCUUGACGUGUCGAUGGCAAUGGCGUAUCUACAUCAUGAGCACCACGAGGUGAUCUUGCAUUGUGACUUGAAACCUAGCAACGUGUUGUUUGAUGAGGAUAUGAAUGUGCAUGUGGCGGACUUUGGCAUUGCGAGGCUGCUUCAAGGUGAUGACAACUCCAUGACAUAUGCGAGCAUGCCCGGAACAGUUGGGUAUAUGGCACCAGAGUAUGGGUCUCUUGGAAAAGCAUCGCGGAAGAGCGACAUAUUCAGCUUUGGAAUCAUGCUCCUCGAAGUCUUCACGGGAAGGAGGCCGACAGAUGCCAUGUUCGUCGGGGAACUGAGCCUUCGGCGGUGGGUUUGUCAGGCAUUCCCCUCGGAGCUUAUGCAUGUCGUCGAUGAGCGGCUACUACAAGGCCCGUCUUCUAGCUGCAACUUGGCCGAUGGCUUUCUUGUGCCAGUACUGGAGCUGGGUCUUCUCUGCUCCUCCGACUUACCUGACCAGAGAACGACGACGAUGAGCGAUGUGGUCGUGACACUAAAGAAGAUCAAAGUUGAGUAUAUCAAAUCGACAACAGCGAUGCCGGGGAGCGCAGCACAGUGA
Molecule: messenger RNA, 2367 nt
Organism: Triticum turgidum subsp. durum (durum wheat)
Lineage: Eukaryota; Viridiplantae; Streptophyta; Magnoliopsida; Poales; Poaceae
Source: the annotation of a GenBank genome assembly